GAUGGAUGGCUUGGAUAUUACACAAGUUCACCACUCUGACAAAAUGUGGUGGCGUGUGCAUAGUCAACUUGCACACGCGUGUGUGCUUAAGAAGCCUCCUAAACCCCUAGCAAAAGCCCUGCGGAAAGGAGGGAAAACCUCUCCAGACUCCAAAACCCCUCCGAGAAAACAAAAUGACAUUUCUACCCUUAUCUUCUCGCCAUCGCCUUCUCCUCCAUUUCCGCCUUUUCUCCACCACUCUCUCUCCUUCAUCUCCUCCAAUCUCUCUCUCAUCUGCAAAAUCCAAGCUCCGAUCCGUACACGAUCCUGAUGAAGCCCUCUCCAUCUUCUCCUCCAUCUCAAACCCCACCAGAAUCUCCUCCUGCUACGCCCUCGACCUCACCGUCAAACGCCUUUCCAGGGCCCGACGCUUCUCCGACGUCCAAUCCCUCAUCGAAUCCCAAAAGGCUCAUCCAAACCCCCAUAUCCCGGAGGAACCCUUCAUCUCCACCCUCAUCCUCUCCUACGGCCGUGCCGGCAUGCUUGACCACGCGAUCCGGACCUUCGAUCAGAUGGACGCCCCGCGGUCCGCUGUCUCGUUCAACGCCCUCCUCUCCGCCUGCGCCGCCUCGAAGAACUCCAGCCAGAUACCCAAGCUCUUCUCCGAGGUCCCUCAGAAGUACGGAAUUGUGCCCGACAAGGUCUCGUACGGGAUCUUGAUCAGAUCUCUCUGCGAAUUGGGGUCACCUGCAUCCGCGGUCUCAGUUCUGAAGGAGAUGGAAGAGAAGAAGAUAGAGAUCACAACAGUCACGUACACUACGGUUCUGAGCGGAUUUUAUAAAGAGGGUAAGGUCGAAGAAGCUGAGAGAGUCUGGAACGAAAUGCGCGACAGAGGAUGCCCGUUGGAUGCAGCUGUAUAUAAUGUCAAGAUCAUGUGGGCCGCUGAUCAUGGGAAACCUGAGGAAGUGGUGAAAUUGAUGGAUGAGAUGGUCUUGUCGGGGCUGAAACCUGAUACAAUAAGCUACAAUUACCUUAUGAUUUGUCACUGUAAAAACGGUGGGAUUGAAGAUGCUAAGAAGGUUUACCAGGGUCUGAAGGUGAAUAAGUGCUUGCCAAAUGUCACGACAUUUAAGACGAUGGUGCAUUAUCUCUGUGAGAGUGGGGAUUUCGAUGAGGCAUUGAAGGUUUGUAAGGCAAGCAUAUGGAGGAAGAAGAUCCCAGAUUUUGGCACGGUGAAGCGUUUGGUGGAGGGGUUAGUGAAGAAUUCGAAAUUGAAGAAGGCGAAGGAGCUGAUUGGAGAGGUGAAGAAGAGCUUUCCAGACGGUUCUUUGAAUGCAUGGAAGAAAGUUGAGAUUGAAUUUGGUUUAAAUGGUGAGGAGAUGGAAUCUGCUCAAACUUCUGCUUAGCAAUGGAACGGUCAUAGCAGUGCAACGGUUGUUUGGGAACAUGAUCAGAUGGGAUUCAAAUCAGGCCUGUAUUGUGGGAUUAGAUUUGUGACCGGAGCUGGAAUUUGAUGCUACAAGUGAUACCAUCUCUGUUACAAAGAGAAGGGCCACCAAUUGCAGGUCCCAGGAGCCCCGCUUCAAAUCAAGAUCUUCCCCAAUGAUCAGCACAAUCAAGAGGUCACAGUGGGACAUGUGCACAUUUACGUGUGGACCACCUAGGUUGCACAUUUAUGUCUGGAUGUCUAGGUCCCACUGACUUAGAUGAAUGUUGAAGAAACAUCGAGGUGGAGCCCAUAUAUAAUAUGUGAAGGCCCAUGGAUGGUGAAUGUCUAAUUUCUUUUCCAUUCAACAGGCAUUUUUAUAGAUUUAAAUUGUCCAAGUUCAGAGAUUUGAUUUGGUUACUUGAUCGAUGCUAGAGUUUUGAUUAAAGGUUUGAUUGGAUUAGAAGACUGGAUUU
Magnolia sinica is the source of this 1881-nucleotide messenger RNA. RefSeq names its product small ribosomal subunit protein mL103 (rPPR7)-like. The transcript has 2 exons. The record is from RefSeq and is a predicted model, not a curated record. Lineage: Eukaryota; Viridiplantae; Streptophyta; Magnoliopsida; Magnoliales; Magnoliaceae. Gene Ontology annotation, molecular function: protein binding. The coding region runs from base 174 to 1385 and encodes 403 amino acids.